This is a messenger RNA of Triticum aestivum (bread wheat), 1678 nucleotides long. RefSeq names its product 9-beta-pimara-7,15-diene oxidase-like. The coding region runs from base 49 to 1608 and encodes 519 amino acids. Gene Ontology annotation, molecular function: monooxygenase activity; heme binding; iron ion binding. The record is from RefSeq and is a predicted model, not a curated record. NCBI's taxonomy places the organism in Eukaryota, Viridiplantae, Streptophyta, Magnoliopsida, Poales, Poaceae. The transcript is spliced from 2 exons.
UGCCUCCUCACAUCUCAAGCGACCAUUCUUGCUUGCUGUUCAUCGCUCAUGGAGCUAAGCGCAGGAGCCACUCUCCUUUUCCUCUCUCUCAUCUCGCUGAUGAUGCUCGUGUCCUUGCUUAGCCGCCGCAAAUCAACACCAAGUUCUAAUAAGAUGAGGCGUCCUCCUGGUCCACGGCGUCUCCCCCUCAUCGGAAGCCUCCACCACCUCGUCACGUCGAUGCCGCCGCAGGUCGUUCUCCGGGAUCUGGCCAAGAAGCACGGCCCGGUGAUGUACCUGCGGCUGGGCCAGGUCGACACCGUCGUGAUCUCCUCACCGGCGGCGGCGCAGGAGGUGCUCCGGGACAAGAACCUCACCUUCGCGUCGCGGCCGAGCCUUUUGGCCACGGAGAUCAUCUGCUACGGAAACACUGACGUCGCCUUCGCGCCAUACGGCGUGUACUGGAGGACGCUGCGCAAGCUCUGCGUAGUCCAGCUCCUCAGCGCGCGAAAGGUGAGGCAGUUCUCGCCCAUAAGGGAUAGUGAGACCCUGUCCCUUGUCAGCAACAUCCGUCUCGCCAGCAGAGACAACGAGACGGUCAAUCUCGGCAAGCUGCUCAUGAAGUGCUCCAACACCAUCACCGCAAGUGCGACAUUCGGUGACGCGUGCGACCCCGAGCUCCAAGAGCGGUUCUUGUCUGCGAUCCAGGUGGCGCUCGACGCCAGCGGGGGGUUCUGCAUCGGGGACCUCUUCCCGUCCCUGCGGUUCGUCGACGUCGUCACCGGGCUGAAAGGCCGGCUCUGGCGGGCGCGUGGGCAGCUCGACGCCGUCUUUGACACGAUCAUCGCUGGUUGCGAGGCACGGCGAGAGGAGAAGAAGAAGACCACGAGGACGACAGCAACGACGGGAGAUGAUGACCUUCUGAGUGUCAUGCUUAGGAUCAAGGAGGAGGGGGAGCUUGACUUCCCCAUCGGCACUACAAACGUCAAGGCAAUCAUAGUGGAUUUGUUCACGGCAGGGACUGAGACGACAUCGUCGACAGUCGAGUGGAUCAUGUCGGAGCUCAUGAGGAACCCAGAGGUGAUGGCCAAGGCACAAGCGGAGGUGCGACGAACAUUGGACCACAAGAGUCCAGAAGACCAUGAGGGCCAAAUGGACAAGCUAAGCUACACAAAAAUGGUGAUCAAGGAGGGCAUGAGGCUGCACCCAGUAGUGCCGCUCUUGCUCCCCCGUGUAUGCCGGGAGACUUGCGAUGUCGGUGGGCUUCAGGUUGCAGGGGGGUCAAGGGUCAUGGUCAAUGUGUGGGCGAUAGCGAGGAGCCCUGAGUAUUGGCAUGACGCGGAGGAGUUUAGGCCAGAGAGGUUCAAGGACAGCGCCGUGGACUACAAUGGCACGCAGUUUGAGUACUUGCCGCUGGGGAGUGGACGGAGAAUGUGCCCCGGUGGUACAUACGGGUUGUCCACAUUGGAGCUCAUGCUGGCAAGACUUCUGUACUACUUUGAUUGGAGCCUCCCAGCCGGAAUACGGCCAAAUGAGCUUGACAUGGACAUGAUCGUCGGUGGAACGAUGAGAAGAAGGAACCAGCUGCACCUGGUUGCGACGCCGUAUAAUGUUCCUAUGGAAUUUUAAUGCCGAUUGAUGUGUAACGAUGUUUGUGACAAUGUUUCCUUUUACCCGUGUGAGACCAAGGCUCCUACAA